UGAUUUGUGCGUGUAAGAUUUUAUCAAUUGUGUGAAAAUUUUGUAAAAUAGUUUCACCGCAUAAUACUAUUAUUUUUUAAUUUAUAAGAAAGAUAAAUAAGCAAAUAAAGCAGUAAGGAAGCAUAAAGCAUAUUAUUAGCUAAAAAAACAUGAUAUAAGCAUGGCAAACAUAAUAUUUUAAUAACCAGUGAAAUCGAAGGUGAACAACAACAACAAAGCGGAACGCCAACCCUCCAAAAUUGUAUUUUCGCGCAUUUGCCGCCGAUUUUACCGCGUGAAAAGUUGGCUGCAAACGAAUUAGGCUGAAAUAAAUCUAAAUUGAAAGCGUUCGUUUAAAAGAGACUACCAAGGAGAUUUGCAACUAACGCGGUUGAAUAUAAUCUCUUUGACGCGAUGAUGCCCACCAACGCAGGACUACAUUCAGAAGAUCACAUAUAUUGCCAACGUCAAAACAGGAAUAUGACUUUAGAAGUACGACAAAAUCAUCGUGAACCUCUGCAAGCGCAGCAACAUUUUGCUCAGCAAAUUCAGCAUACUUUGUCACCUCGACAACCACAAUUACCCCAACAGCAACAACAAAGUUGUAGUGUAUCAAACAGACUAGAAGAAGUAACGCAAAAGUUGCAACAGAACUCUUCACAGCAGCAUCAAAGGGCGACAGUUUCCGCUACCGUUUUUACUUCGCACGAUUUGGCUGUGGAGAGUGUGAUGCCAGGCAUAUAUUUAACAAAGAAUUUUAUCGCCUGGAAUGAGGAAAAUUUACGUUCACAUGGCUUCACACAUAUCAUAAUAAUUGACAAGCACAUACAGGAAUUGUAUUAUCCUUCACCAAUAUUUAAAUUAUCCACUGAAAAUACCACUGUUGAUGCAUUUGAUACAUAUGAAUACUUUAGUCAUCCAGCCACUGCGUCACUCAAAUUUGGUAAAGAAUUUGAAGCGAUUGAUUUGAAUUUUGGCGAAAAAUCCUACUUGACCACUGUGUUGCCGAAUUGUUAUCGCGCUGUUAAAUUUAUAAAUAAAGCCUUACUAGCGGGUGGCACAAUCUUGGUAAUCGAUUGUAAUGGCAGUGAACAAAAGUGUGUGACGAUAGUUGUGGCAUAUCUGAUGUACAAGCAUAAUAUAAAUUUUAGCAAGGCAUUUUCGCGCCUAAAAGAGCACUAUGAAAAGGCUGAUCUGGAUCGCUUCUAUAUGACACAACUGUACGAAUAUGAACCAAUAUUACAGGUGCAGCGUGCACAAUCACGCGGCCAGAGUUGUUCACGUGAAAUGUACUCGGCCAUACUGAAACGUAAGAAGGGAGAUGAUGAGGAAACGAGCGUGUAUGAUGGUAGCAUGUCAUUUUACGCUAGCAAUACUACACAAGACUUUUUCAAUUCAUUCAAUCCGUUAACAAAUUUUAAUGCGACAACAACAACAAUUGCGGAAAGGAAUUUGAAAACAGUAAACGCAUUUAUUCAACAAAGACACCACUAUGAAACAUCGGUGCAACAUGAAAUCAAUGCUGCUUCGUCAUCAGCAAAUUACAGUACCGAUGAUUAUGCUAUGGAGUAAAUGAACUGAGUUUUUUUUCGCAUGUCGGCAACCGGUUAAGCUCCUAGACACAGUAGUUGCAGUAUCGAUUAAACAUAAACAGAAGUACAUACAUGAUUUACGAGGAAUGCACGCGAUUGCAGCUAAACGGCUACUGAUAUCUUAGCGCCAGAUUCAAUUGUCAAAUAGUUUGAAGAAUAGCAUUGCAUUGACAGUUCUUGUACGGCUAUAAAUCCGAGUCCCGAAAAGCAACUGGUCACCAGUCCAGAGCAGUAUGGAAGCUCAACUGGUAGUAGUUUCGGCUACCAGAUCGGAGUCGGAGCGCUUAGAGUUCGCUCCAACCUGCACAUGCAUACUGGCCCAUCGAGGAGUAUCGUGAUGGUUCUGAUUAAAAUCCAAGUGCGGGAGAUUUGACAUUUUGUCAGUUGAAUAUGGAGUUGCAUUGCAAUCGCUUGCCGGACCCAAAGUACAGCGGACGUUUUAGAUAGGUCUCGAACCCUACCAAGUUGGUUAGUGCGUCCAUUACCCACGUUAAACCCACCGUACGUUGUCGUUUACUCUAUUUAAGACCAAAUUUAAACAAAAUCCGGAAGUGGAAUUUAUAAAAGCUUCUUUUUUUAUUGGCGUAGAUACCGUACUUCACCGACUUCGUUUUCGCUGUUUGGCGCCAAUAGGAGAUUCCAAGUAUAGUCAGGUCCACCUGGUUUCUCUUCCGCUGCUUCCAUCGAGGGGUAUUGAAGUGUUUCCAUCCAUUCUGAAGACAUGACCUAGCCAGCGUAGCCGUGGUAUUCAAUGUCGUGGUAUAUCUCAUACAGCAGUCGUCGGAACGAACAGUCGAUUUCUAAAAGCUUAGAGGGCAGACAACUGAUAUAAAUCGCAAAAACUAACAAAUCAAAUAAAAUAAUGUCAGCCUUCGAUAUGUCUAAACUUAAAGACUAACACAGCUGAUAAAAAUAUCAAAAUAUGGACUUUAUUGGAUCUGCCAACACUUAGCGUGUGGAGAAUCGAAUAAACAAUAUAUAUAAAUCAUAAAUAUUUUUAUAAUCAAAUAGUGGGACUGCACCACUUUAGCCUCUACCCAAGGUACUAUGUAAAUUGAUGGAUGAAGAUCUUUGGUUCUAUUUAAAUCUAAUUUCGUUUGGAUUAAGUCCGAGAAUGAAUUCUUUUCAUCAACGAAUAUAGUUUCAGCAAGAUUUUAAGUCAAAACUGAAAUAUUGGGGAGGCAGCAUUAAGGUACUUCUUUUGCACCUGCUGAACUCAAGUUUGCUUCGUAUCAAAGAGUCUUUAAGAGCCAGUGAGUCCGUCACUAUAUUCAAAAAAAAAAAAAAAAAAAAAAGCUCUGCCAAUGUCAUUCCUACUCACAGAAUAAUGAUAAUUCCGGCAGCAGUGUGCCAAUAUUGCUCUACUCUGCAAGCUAUUCUGACGACCUCACCCUUUUGCUGGGAGGAACAGUUGUGUAUAACUUGCCGUAAUGUUUCCUAUUCUAAAAGAAGUAUUGUAGCUAUUCAAUAUCAUCGCCAACAGUAAGAAUAACUAGCUAAAAUGAUACUCACCGAUUGAUGUUAUAUAUGUACCUACAUACAUACAUAAAUAUGUAUUUAUUAUUAGAUUUCAGUGGAUCGUAUAUUCGAUAGUCGCCCGCAAACCAAUACCAAAUAAAUACAU
This is a messenger RNA of Bactrocera latifrons, 3195 nucleotides long. RefSeq lists its product as uncharacterized. Gene Ontology annotation, cellular component: nucleoplasm; cytoplasm. NCBI's taxonomy places the organism in Eukaryota, Metazoa, Arthropoda, Insecta, Diptera, Tephritidae. Gene Ontology annotation, molecular function: protein tyrosine/serine/threonine phosphatase activity; F-box domain binding. The transcript has 4 exons. Gene Ontology annotation, biological process: negative regulation of SCF-dependent proteasomal ubiquitin-dependent catabolic process; regulation of ERK1 and ERK2 cascade; dephosphorylation. The record is from RefSeq and is a predicted model, not a curated record. Bases 394 to 1551 code for a protein of 385 amino acids.